AUGAUUGAAAGCAAGAGUAGUAUACAAAGAAGUGGUGGGGGAGGUGAAGUAGGAAACCUCUGUGUUAUCCCACUUCACCCAUCUUCCUGCAUCCUCAUCUGGUGGAAAAUCCUACAAGGCCAAAAACAAAACCCGUAUUUGGUAUUGUGGCAGCAGAAGCUUCAGCCCUUCAGGGAGGGUCCUUUGCGCGAUUUUUAUGGUGAAUACCAGGGUAACCAAAGGGUAAUUAUUGGUUGA
Messenger RNA from Sclerotinia sclerotiorum 1980 UF-70, 237 nucleotides. RefSeq lists its product with no specific name. The transcript has 2 exons. NCBI's taxonomy places the organism in Eukaryota, Fungi, Ascomycota, Leotiomycetes, Helotiales, Sclerotiniaceae. The record is from RefSeq and is a predicted model, not a curated record. The coding region runs from base 1 to 237 and encodes 78 amino acids.